GUAAAGGCAGGUAGCAAGUCUCAUAUUAUUGCAUCCGUGCGGUACUCAAACGUCCAUUUCCCCAUACAUUUGACAACCACGUUCUGCCAAUCCUUUUAAUUGUGUGCGUCUUACUGUAUCAUUUACCAGAGGACAACUCUGGAUACGAGAGCAAACCCAGUCUCCCUUCCCCAUCACAUGCUCUAUCCAUUCAAAAAUGUAACUAUUUUCUUUUUAGUUACACCAACAGAACUUCUUUAUAAUGUAUACAUACGAACAUAUAUAUAUAGAGAGAGAAAUUCUCACGUCCAGCAGCCCUCGAUCCGAACGCCGUCCGAACACCGCGUUUUUCUAUGUACAAUUUUGUGCAGUUUUUCUAUAUACAUACAAUUAUUUGUGUUCUUUGCAUUUUUCCUUUGUUAUUAUUGUUGAGGCCGAUGUAGUCCCCCAGUCUCCCACUGCUUUAGGCCGAAGAGUGUGAGGGGUGAAGGAGUUGCUUGAGUCCCUGGCCGAAGCGGCCUCUCCGUAGUGCUCCUGAAUCCAACCCUUAUGGCGAUUUUCUGGCCAAGGUAACCCUGUGGGAGAACCCUUGUGCGCAGAUCGCUUGUAAAGAGUUAUCAUCAGGGGUCGUUACGAAGGCCGACGGCUGCGGGUUCUUUGUUCCUUUGGUUCUGUGGCCGUUACGGGCGUUCAUGACGUUCCUAGCCGUUGUCAUCUCCUUAUCGCUGUGGAGGCAUUUGGUGCCUUGGCCGUUGCGGGCGCUUUGCUGGCAUUGUGAAGCCGGCAAGCGUAUAGGCCGUUGUGGGCGUUCGUUGUCCGUGUGAUCCGUAGGGUUUUACUCCGCCGGUAGGUUAGUUCACGAGCCCGGCCCAUUUCCGAAGGGGUGGCACCUCAUUGGCUGCUGGGAAGGUGACCGCUAAGGUGGCCACUGAUAUGGUGCCACGUGUAGUGACCGUUGGAGAGGAGGUCUAUAAAUACCCCUCCCCUUCCGACGCGGUAACCUCAUUUGCAAUCUGUGCCCACGAAGUGCUGCUGAAAUUUCUAGAGAGAGAGUCUCUGAGGUGUUUGUUCAAGUGUUCUUCCGUUUCUUCAAAUAUUCGAAGGUCAGUUCUUCACCUGUUCCUUUCAUAUUUCAUAUACUUUGCUUCCUGGGCCUUUGAUCUAGUGUUAAUAGGGGAUUCACACUUAUAUCCAAAGUAGAGACCUUUAGGGCGUUAAUAGUUGUAAGAUGAAGAGUUUGGACGAGGAGUACUACCCCUACGACGACCAGCCCUCCACUAGGUCCCUUGACUACGAGGUGCUUGAGGAGUUUGAGGAAGAAAUAGAGCAUCUGAGCCCCUAUAAGGAGGAGUCUGCCUCGUCUUCGAAAGGCGAGGACGCAGGUGCGUCCCGAGUGGUGGACGGGGCGUCCACUUCCACUGCUAUUCCGUGCCUGAAGCCGGUUUCCGCCGUGAAGGGAGCAGAGAGGCCGAAGAGGAUAAGGAGGCCGAAGAGUGGGUCAGGGUACUCCUACCUGGAUCUCACGAAUAUCUACCUUAUCAAGCCGGAGAGCAACGCGGCCGAUUACUUAGUCGCGCAGAUGUAUGUGGGGCCGUUCGGGAGAGUUAGGGCACCCAGGCCGAUGGACCAUGUACUUAAUCCGUCGCCGGGAUACUUCGGAGUGUACCCGAUGAGCUUCGCCAAGGGGCUGAGAUUUCCCCUUCAUCCCUUCAUCACGGAAUACUUGGACAUGGUGGGACUUCCUCCGGCCUUGCUGACCCCGAACAGCUACUCGUUGAUGGCGGGAUUCUUGCUCCGCUGUGCAGAGUUGGGCUACAAGCCGACGACAGCUCUCUUCAUGAACCUCUAUCAGAUUGGCCGAGGAAGCCACAAGAACUGUGCGGCCUACGCUACCCUCCAACAAUUUCCGAAGAAGAGGAGCUUCACGCACUUGCCUUCGUCCAUCCAUGGUUGGAAGAGUAAGUUUGUUUUCGUGUCCCUUGGUGAGAACGGCACUGAAUUUCCCUCUCUCGGCCAUACUGGGAGGUUCAAUCUGCACGACCCGCCGAAGAGUUCGAUCUUGGACGCUCAGGUGGAGGCGUUCCUGGACGGGGGGCCGAGGAGCGUGAAAGAUUACAUUACCUAGUAUAAGAUGACCGCCCUCGGCUUCUUCAGGUAUUAUGUGUAUGGUGACAAGGAGGACGAUGCCCAACUGUGGCCGAGGAUGACCGCUACCUUUGAGGAGGCCGACGGCCCGAAUUUGGGCAUUCCUGCUGAAGCCGAUGGUAAUACUUCCUCCGGCUUUCUUCCUUUGUUUUUGUUCCUUUACCUUGCUAACCUGUUAAUUUUCCUUUGCGUAGACUUCGUGAUGGAUCGCCGUUCGAUAAUGGCCAAGGCCAAGGCCAAGGCGGCCGAGGCGGCGAGGCGUGCCGCGGCCGAGGGAGGCGAGGCUGCUGCUGGUGUGGUCCCGAAGCCUGCCCAGUCAAAGAAGAAACGGCCUCCCACUAACGGCCAGAAAAAGCUGACCGAGGCUGGUCUGAAGCCCGCCAAGAAGACGAAGAGGGCGCCGUCUCCUUCCCUUGCUGAUGAGGUCGGCGUUCUGACCGUCCCAAAUGUGGACGAUGGUGGUUCUGGCGCUGCUGUAGCCAUUGUGGAUCUUACCGCUGCUCCUUCCAGCGUCGUUGCUCAACCGCUCCCUCUCGUCCAGGAGACUCUGACGAAACGGGCUGGCAAGGAGAUUGCCACUGCCACUUACCAGAAAGUGGUGGAGUACCCCGUUGGCGGGGGUGUCUUCGAUGAUGGCGUUGACGGCCAUGAUGUGCUUGCCCAGGCCAUGCCGGCCAAGGAUCGGGUCUACCUCGACAAGCUCGGGGAUGUCAAGAUCUAUGAAGGCGGGAUGGACCUCAUCGUCCAAGGUGCCUUUAUGCUCAUGGAGAGCAACAAAAGGCAGCAACGGGAGAUUGCUCGCCUGAAGGAGUUCGAGCAAAAGGCUGCCUCGGCCGAUGAGGCGAUGACCUGCUUGGAUCGGCUUCGAGAGGAUGCCAAAGCUCUGCAGAAGAGAGCCGAUGAGGCUGCUGCAGCCAAGGACGAUGCCCUGGCCAAGCUUGCGGAGAGCCAGAGGGCACUUGAGGUUGAGCGGCGCAGGACUGAUGAGGUCGUGAAGGCUAAGAUUGAGGCCGAGGCUGCUGCUGUGAAGGCUGCUGAUGAGGCCGUCCAAAAAUUCCUGACCGAGGGCUGGAAGGCCGACGAGCGGCUCCCCUGGUGCUAUGAAGUUGUGGCCGCCAAGCUCGAGGAUUGGGGAAUGAACUCCCCCGCCGGCCAGGAGUACUUUCAAAGGGAGAUGUCCGUGUACUACAACAUGGGCCAACAACGGAUGCAGAGGCUCCUAUGCCGGCGGCUGGCGCGUGCCCUUAAGGCGAUGAACUACACCUCUGGGUGGGCGAGGCGGAACCUGAGGCUUCCCAGGCUGAUGAAGGAUCCCGAGGAGUAGGCCAAGCUCCCCCCUUCGGAAAGGGAGGCCCCGAUCGAUAGUUCCGGCCUCGGCGAGCCGGACUACGAUGAGUUUGAUUUCUUGGACGACGCUACGAGCUCUGCAGUCGCUGUCGGUCAGAACACUGAGGCCGAGGAGGAAACCGAGGAUGCCGAUGAGCAGACCCAUGCUGAGCAUGUUGCAGAUGAAGGCGCCCAGGAGGCGUGAUCGGCCAUUCCCUUAUCUUUUAUUUGUAAUUAGUAGCAUCC
Molecule: messenger RNA, 3696 nt
Organism: Cuscuta europaea
Lineage: Eukaryota; Viridiplantae; Streptophyta; Magnoliopsida; Solanales; Convolvulaceae
Source: the annotation of a GenBank genome assembly